Molecule: messenger RNA, 951 nt
Organism: Porites lobata
Lineage: Eukaryota; Metazoa; Cnidaria; Anthozoa; Scleractinia; Poritidae
Source: the annotation of a GenBank genome assembly
AUGGCACAGACAAACUUUACUGACGAUGAAAACCAGAAAACAUUCAUAGAACUGUGGUGCUCCGCGGAAUUUAUCAUAGGUGUAGAUAGCGAGCUUCUUUUCAUUUCAGCUCUAAAUAUUUUUCUUUCCAUUUCUGCAUUUUUGGGGAACACUCUGAUCCUAGUUGCCCUGUACAAGGAAACCUCACUUUAUCCGCCGUCCAAACUCCUGUAUCGUAACCUAGCGAUAACUGAUCUCUGUGUUGGUAUCAUUGUGGAGCCUUUGUAUGUGGCUUAUUGGACUUCUGUUGUCAACAAAAGAUGGAAUAUUUGCCAUUACACAAGUUUCGCAAUGGGUUUCUGGGCUUCUACUUUGUGUGCAGUGUCUUUCUUAACUUCGACUGCAAUAAGUGUGGACAGACUUCUCGCCUUGUUGCUGGGGCUCAGAUACAGACAAGUUGUAACUUUGAGAAGAACAUGUAUAAUCGCUUUUGGUUUCUGGUUUUUGUCCAUCGUUGUUUCAUCUACUUUGUCAGUUUGGAAUAUUCUUAUACUUCUUUCGUAUAAUUGCAUAGGUACAGCUUUGUGUUUAGUCACCACAGCCUUCGCUUACACAAACAUUUUCUGUACUCUGCGUCAUAAUCAAAUACAUGUUCAGAAUCAUUUUGCUCCUCGACAACCUAACCAAGAAAUUCCACUGAACAUAACUCGAUACAGAAAGGCAGUGUACAGUGCACUGUGGGUGCAGGGAACAUUGGUUGUUUGUUAUCUGCCGCUUAACAUCGUGAACACGUACGCUUUGACAAGUCAAAGGGGCUUUUCCCUAUCUGUUUACCUUGCAUGGCAUUUUACCUCUACACUAGUGUUCUUAAACUCGUCAUUAAACCCUUUGUUGUACUGUUGGAAGAUCAGAGAAGUGAGGCAAGCGGUUAAAGAAACAUUAAGGCAAAUAUUCUGUUGUUCGAGUCAGUAG